Choloepus didactylus (southern two-toed sloth) is the source of this 816-nucleotide messenger RNA. It is a transcript of the gene TAS2R16, whose product is annotated as taste 2 receptor member 16. Gene Ontology annotation, biological process: G protein-coupled receptor signaling pathway; detection of chemical stimulus involved in sensory perception of bitter taste; sensory perception of taste. Gene Ontology annotation, cellular component: membrane. The record is from RefSeq and is a predicted model, not a curated record. Gene Ontology annotation, molecular function: bitter taste receptor activity; G protein-coupled receptor activity. NCBI's taxonomy places the organism in Eukaryota, Metazoa, Chordata, Mammalia, Pilosa, Megalonychidae.
AUGGUGCCCAUCCAAUUCAUUGUCUUCUACCUUGUGCUCGAGUUCUUGAUGGUGAUUGUGCAGAGCAGCUUAAUUAUUGUAGUACCGGGCAGGGAGGGGGUACAGGUCAAAAGGCUGUCACUGUGGCUAUGAUUCUCACCACCUUGGGCAUCCCACUUCUGUCUACAGUAGGGAUCAAUGUUGUAGUAUUUUUGCUCCUAUUUUAACCCAAAUUAUGUAUUUUGGUACUUAUCCAUCAUCUGGGACUUUAUUAAUAGUCUUCCAUUCUGGUUCACCAGCUUGCUUGCUGUCUUUUACUGGGUCAAGGUCUCUUCUUUCACACAUCCCAUCUUCCUGUGGCUCAAGUGGAGAAUCGUGAGGUUUGUUCCCUGGCUAUAGCUGGGUUCUCUGCUGCUUUCUUAUGUGAAAAUCAUCCCUUCAGCUAUUAGGAAUAAUAAUAUCACCAUGGGGAAUUCCCCCAGAAACAGCACUGUGAUUGACAGACUUGAGACAUUUCUCCAGUUUUUUGCCAUGACCCAGCAAAUGGUUAUAUUGGCCCUUCCUUCCCUCCUGCUCCUGGCCUCCAACAUCUUGCUCAUAGCCUCACUGUCCCAGCACGUGGAGCUGAUGCAGCACCCCAACACUGGCCACUGCAACUCCAGCAUGAAAGCUCACUCCACUGCCAUGUUCUUCACCCCUUAUUUUCUGACCCUACUGAUCAUCGGCAUCCUAUGUGAAAAGGGGUCCUGGUUCUGGGUAGAGGCCAUCAUCUAUGCUAUAGUUCUUAUUCAUUCCACUUCACUGAUGCUGAGCAGCCCUGCAUUGAGAAAGUUUUAA